GUGUGGAGGCGGUGUCCUGCGGAGCUGCUUUUUCUCUCGUUUGCAGCGGCGAAACUUCUCCCUGGUUCUAGCGCCGGGGUAGUAGCCCCGAAAGAACUGCCCAGGCAGCGGGUAGGGGAGGAGCACAGAGAACAUCCCAGGGUAAUGUGAGCAGAGCCCAGGAAUGCCUUAUGUGGAUCGGCAGAACCGAAUCUGUGGGUUUCUGGAUAUCGAGGACAAUGAGAACACUGGCAAGUUCCUGCGGAGGUACUUUAUCCUGGACACUCAGGCUAACUGCCUCCUCUGGUACAUGGACAAUCCCCAGAACCUGGCGGUUGGGGCAGGAGCUGUUGGAUCUCUGCAGCUGACUUACAUCUCGAAGGUGAGCAUAGCUACCCCAAAGCAGAAACCGAAAACUCCAUUCUGCUUUGUUAUCAAUGCCCUGUCUCAGAGAUAUUUUCUUCAAGCCAAUGACCAGAAAGAUCUGAAGGACUGGGUUGAAGCUUUGAACCAAGCCAGCAAGAUCACUGUACCCAAGGCUGGGACCCUACCCUUGGCCACUGAAGUUCUCAGAAGCCUCACAGCUCCUCCCACCCUAGACAAGAAGCCGCAGGUGGCCUACAAGACCGAGAUCAUUGGAGGAGUAGUGGUCCAAACACCCAUCAGCCAGAAUGGUGGGGAUGGGCAGGAAGGGAGUGAGCCAGGGUCUCAUGCCUUCCUGCGGAGGUCUCAGAGCUACAUCCCCACAUCAGGCUGCCGUCCUCCCACCGGGCCUCCCCUCAUUAAGAGUGGCUACUGUGUGAAGCAAGGGAACGUGCGGAAGAGUUGGAAACGACGCUUCUUUGCCCUCGAUGACUUUACCAUCUGCUACUUCAAGUGUGAGCAGGACAGAGAGCCCCUGCGUACUAUACUGCUCAAGGACGUUCUCAAGACUCAUGAGUGUCUCGUCAAGUCUGGCGAUCUCUUAAUGAGGGACAACCUGUUUGAAAUCAUAACCACCUCCAGGACAUUCUACGUACAGGCAGACAGCCCCGAAGACAUGCGCAGCUGGAUUCAGGAGAUUGGAGCAGCUGUCCAGGCCCUCAAGUGCCACCCCAGAGAACCAUCCUUUUCUAGAUCCGUUUCUUUGACUCGCCCUGGAAGCUCAAGCCUUGCCAGCGGGCCCAACUUCAUCUUGAGGAGGAGACCGGCAGUGGAGGAAAAAAGGGCUCUCUGUAAGGCCCCUUCUGUGGCCUCCUCCUGGCAACCCUGGACACCUGUCCCCCAGGCUGGGGAAAAGCCACUGUCAGCUGAGAACGCUCCGGCUCCGGAGGAUUCUUUAUUCCUGCCUCACCCUGGGCAGAGCAAUGCUACCGGGGUGCUGGCGAGUUCACGGGUCAGGCAUAGGUCGGAGCCCCAGCACCCUAAGGAGAAGCCAUUUGUGUUCAACCUCGAUGAUGAAAACAUACGGACCUCUGAUGUGUGACGUGCAGUACUGUGGUAUGCCGGAGAGAUGUCACUGUGACUCAGUUUCUCUGCCGCGGUGGAGGACAGAGGCUAAUGGCACUCACAGUGGAGGGACCCAUCCAGCUGGCUUUUGUUUUUGUUAUUAUUUAAUUGGGGGGAAUCAUUAGGAUAGACCCACAGGCACACUCUGUUGCCUCUUGAAUGCCCUCCUUUCCCCAGGUUUCAUAGUGAAGGGGUUAGUUUUAACUGUUAAAACCGGGAGAGGGGUGGUUAGAGUCUAGUUUUACCCCUAACCAGUACCCUCCCCACCAUUUGUAUUUCUUUCAUUUUCUUGGUUUUGUUUCCAGUUUAUAUACAGGAUAUCAGGCUAAGAGCUGGUUUCACCUACCCCUGUUUAUUGGCUGAUGCGUGGAAAUCAGGCAAAGGGUUGCCAUAGGGACUGAAAGGCCUCGGGUUCAGGAGACUCUGGUUGCAGCAUGAUUGGGUCUCAUCUGAGAGGUGGCCUUAGAAUCUGGGGAGUGAAGGGCGAACUUCAUAAAGUCUUUCCGGGCAUUUCCCUCAGGACGCCUCCCAGGGGAAGAGAGAGGACCUCUUAUGAGUCAUGAGGGCUAAUUAAACUGCCAUAGCCACUUGUGGGAAUUACACUGUCCUCUUGCUCCCCUGUGACCCCCAGUGUUCUCAACGUGGGUGACAGAGCCACAGCUCUGUUUGCUGUGUGUCUGGUCCUGAGGAUAGCAAGGAUGGCGUUAUCAGUGUUAAAAUGCCAGGACCGUGGAGAUCAGAACGGACGUUUCCCUUGAAACCAUGUUAUUUGAGUAUAUGUGUGGUGGUUAAGUGUAGAAUGAUUUCCUCUGUGUGUGUGUGUGUGUGUGUGUGUGUGUGUGUGUGUAUUCACUCUCUAUCUCAGAGCCUUAAGGUGAAGCUGCUCCUGAGAGGCACCAUCUUUGACUCAUGCUUUCCAGACAGGAGAAUGGUGCUGCUUUGGCACAGCCGGUCUUGAACCCCUGUCUCUCAGCUCUUUAAGAAAGGGGCAGUGUCUAACGUUAAGUGCUUGUAUAUUGCACCCUGCUGAUGGACUUGCUUUUUAUACUUUUAAGUUGCCCGGUAAAUGAAGCCAUGCAUAUAGUAGGUGGAACCCUAGCAUCUGAUAAGAUCCUAUACACUCCCCAGUGGAGAGACAAAAGAUGUUUUUUUUUCCCUAAUGGUUAUAUUUUUCAUGGAAGAGAAACUGGGAAUAAAGAAGCUGAAUCAGGAAAAAUCACUGGCUAGGAUGUGUAUUUUAGUUAGAAACUUGUAGCUCAAAGAAGAGACUUGGAGACUUUUUUUUUUAAUUAUUUAAGCCAAUCACCACUCCUGUGUCUAUAGUUAAUGCAAAAGAAAAGCAGGCACAAAUCUCUGUAAGUGUGAGAGGAAGCGUGUAAGUGUGAGAAAAGUGUGUUCUUUCUAAUGUGGCUGAAACCCUGAAGCCGGUGCCACACUGAAGACUCCUGAGCUCAACGUGUGGGAGCUGUCCCCCACUAUAAGUUUGGCCUUGUGUUCCUGGUCUAAAAAACAAAACCCACUGGAUCUCCAUUUCUUUUUCUGUUCUCUAUCUUUCACCCCUCCCCCUUUAUUAUUGUUUUUUUUUAAAUAAUUUUUGUGUAUUUUGGUUUUCAUAAACUCUUGGUUUGGGGAUUAUUUAUUUAUGAGUGACCAAGGUUACAGCUUACUUCAAACGCCAAAUUCUAAAAGCCCUUUGUCUCUGGUUUCAACUUAAAAUCUUUCUCUAGAAAAUUCUUUGGCUGCUCAACGGAAUUGCUCAAUGUGAGAUGAGGAAGUAAUGAAAAUAAGUCAGGAGCUCGGGAGUGAGCUUUCCUCAUCUCCUGACUCAUGCAGAUGAUGUCAUGUUCUGGCGUUUAAAUUGCAAAAUCUGUCUGUCUCGCUGCAACACACCGCUAGCUAGGCUAUUACUAGGCUGCAUUAACUGGUCAUUAAACGCUGAUAGUCUCAUUAAGUAUUUCGAGAUUGUCGUUAGAUUAAACCCAGUGCCUUUUACAUUAUAUAAAGAAAGGGAAAGAUCAGAGUUUCAGUGACUCUACCUGGCCAAUACACGGGAAUUCCUAGUUAGAACGUUGUUAAUAUAGCUUCAGUGUUAAGAAAGCAUAAUUAUCUUUGUGAAGUCCAGAAACAUUCCAAUUCUCAAUUCUUAUUUCAGAAUUCCCUUUCUGUCUGGAUUUCUGACCAGUUGUAUACUCAUCUCCCCGUUUAAAAUCCAUUUGCUUUUGCUGGAGUCUUGCUACGUAGUUCAGGCUGACUUUGAACUGAUAAUCCUCCUGCCUCUGCCUCCCGAGUUCUUGGAUUACGAGCUUGUACUACCAUAGCUGGCCUCUCACAGUGUUUUAAUGUGAGUCAAAGAUUAGUGCAUGAACCUUCAGUGUUCGAUGUAUAAACUAGAACCUGGGGUGGGGGAAAAUAGGGUGUGAUACAGUGUGGAUUUGUGAAUAAACGUAUGUUGUGGCUAAAUCAGAAGGGAUUUCUGAAUUAUAAAAGGUACUGCUUUUUAAAUGUAUUUUUUUUUUUUUUGGUGGAAUAAAAGCAGUCUCUGAGGUCGGGUUCUUCUACAAGGCUCCUAAGGCAGUGUUCUCCGCAAUUUAAGGGCUCACCAUCCUUUAGCCUUGAAAGAUUUGAUGGGCUUGCUUACCAAGAUCAGGUGAGAAUUAGCAAAAAUACUGUGCCUUUCUCAUUCUGUGGACACUGAUGAGGGUAUGGAAGAUCAUGGCCUAGGGAGGGACCUCAGGUCAAAGCAGUAGAAUAAUGUCUCUUCUCCAGGUACAAUGCUGAGCUCCUGGGGAAAGAUUUAAGGCCCAGCAUCUUAGUUUACUGGAAGCAAACUGGUUUUGCUUCAGGACUAAAAUGACUCUCCGAAUAAAUAGCAGAUCAGCCGUUGAACAGGGGAUUUGACAUUUUCAGUAUUAACCAAAUAAACAGCCAUCUGGUAGGCAAUGGCAGCAUUUUGGAAAUUAAGUUUCCCAUGUCACUUCUAACUUGGAUUUUUUUUUUCUCUCUAAAAUCUGUUUUUCUCAUUGCUCCCCUUCCCUCCCUUCUCUCUGGGUGUUAUUGCCUGCUCGAGUCAAUUACAGUCACUCAUACUAGGUAGGCUUUGAAUAAAGUGAAUGUCUGGCAAAAACACACAGCGUGACCCAUUGGUCCUCUGUUUAUGAAGGUGUGGCGUGUCCCGUUUGAGCCGGUGUUUGAGCUGUGAAACACACCUCCAAAGGCACUGAGCUAAGUGCAUGGAAACUCCAGCUUCUUAUGUUGUGUGAUUUCCUAAUUGGUAUGUAGCAAAACGUCAUUUUCUAAAACUGUUUGGUUGCUUGUUUUUGUAAUAAAAACAUGUGAAAUA
Molecule: messenger RNA, 4807 nt
Organism: Alexandromys fortis (reed vole)
Lineage: Eukaryota; Metazoa; Chordata; Mammalia; Rodentia; Cricetidae
Gene: Plekha2
Product: pleckstrin homology domain containing A2
Exons: 12
Coding region: 164-1444 (426 amino acids)
Source: RefSeq, a predicted model, not a curated record